AUGACGUACAAUGAAGUUUAUAUCACGGACGAGAUGGUGGGGAGGAAGCUGGGGGAGUUUUCGCAUUGCGUGGAGGGUUUACUGAUGGCAUCUAUUGUGCUUUCUCUGGUUUUAGAACACGGAAGCUUUUCCGAUAUGAACACUCGAAGAAUUAAGAGGAUCUUCAUGCUGCGUUUGCAGAUGGAUGGGGGUGUGGAAUUUACUAUGGAGCAGGAUGGAUUUUCUACAUUGCUUUCCCACGAGGAAGAUGUUGUUAUCUGGUAG
Paracoccidioides brasiliensis Pb18 is the source of this 264-nucleotide messenger RNA. RefSeq lists its product as uncharacterized. Gene Ontology annotation, biological process: translation. The coding region runs from base 1 to 264 and encodes 87 amino acids. Gene Ontology annotation, molecular function: structural constituent of ribosome. The transcript is spliced from 2 exons. Gene Ontology annotation, cellular component: ribosome. The record is from RefSeq and is a predicted model, not a curated record.